Messenger RNA from Periconia digitata, 1487 nucleotides. The record is from the annotation of a GenBank genome assembly. NCBI's taxonomy places the organism in Eukaryota, Fungi, Ascomycota, Dothideomycetes, Pleosporales, Periconiaceae.
CUUCUUCUUUUUUUUUCUUCUUCUUCCCCUUCUCCCUCGAGGUUCGAGUUUUGCCGGCGGGAUUGUUAUAUUGCUCCUUUGAUAUAUUACGUAUAUAUAUAUACAUACAUAUAUAUCCCCCAAACACACACACAUAUAUAUAUAUAUACACACGCAGGCACUUCCCGAGUUUGACGCCCGCGAACUACCGUUGCAUAACGCCGUAUAUACAUUGGGACAGCUAGAACAACUACAAGGGAAAAGAGUAGACAAGGGAGAAAAGGAGAAUAAUCUCGCCCAACGUCAAUAUUAUAUUCGAAGUGGAAAGAGAAGAAGAAGAAGUUAUUUGCAACAAACACCCCCUACCCCCCGCCACAAACGCAAAUACCGACAACAUGAGCUCAACAGCAACCGAGCUGCAGCCGUCCAAGGCCAACAUCGGUGUCUACACGAACCCGGCUCACGACCUGUGGGUCGCCGAUGCGCAGCCCAGUCUCGAGGAAGUCGGCAAAGGUGGGGAUCUCAAGGAAGGCGAGGUUUUGCUGCAUGUUAAGAGUACGGGGAUUUGCGGGAGUGAUGUGCAUUUCUGGCAUGCUGGCUGCAUAGGACCCAUGAUAGUAACCGACACGCACAUUCUGGGCCACGAGUCCGCCGCUCUAGUCCUCGCCGCACACCCAUCCGUCACGCACCUCAAGCCGGGCGACCGCAUCGCCAUCGAGCCCAACCUCAUCUGCCACGAAUGCGAGCCCUGCCUCACAGGCCGCUACAACGGCUGCGAGAAAGUCCAAUUCCUGUCUACCCCGCCCGUCCCCGGCCUGCUGCGUCGCUACCUCAAGCACCCAGCCGCAUGGUGCCACAAGCUCCCGGAUAACCUGACGUGGGAGGACGGCGCGAUGCUGGAGCCCCUGAGCGUUGCGCUCGCGGGCAUGGAUCGCGCUGGUGUGCGGUUGGGCGAUCCCGUGGUGGUGUGUGGUGCAGGGCCGAUUGGGCUCGUCACCGCGCUGUGCUGCAAAGCGGCGGGCGCGGCACCGCUCGUCAUCACGGACAUCGACGAGGGACGGCUGGCGUUUGCAAAGGAGCUCAUGCCAAACAUCCUCACGCACAAGGUCGAGUUCUCGCAUUCGGCCGACGACUUCCGUGAGCGCAUCCUCGCGCUUACCGGGGGCAUCGAGCCUGCCGUCGCCAUGGAGUGCACCGGUGUCGAGUCGAGUAUUGCUGGCGCGAUCCAGGCGGUCAAGUUUGGCGGAAAGGUGUUUGUGAUUGGUGUUGGCAAGAACGAGAUCAAGAUCCCGUUUAUGCGGUUGAGCACGCGCGAGGUCGAUUUGCAGUUUCAAUAUCGCUAUGCGAACAUGUGGCCCAAGGCUAUCCGGCUGCUGUCGAAUGGCGUGUUAGAUUUGAAGAAGCUGGUCACGCAUCGCUUUGAUAUUACCGAUGCCGUUGAGGCGUUCAAGACGGCCGCGGAUCCCAAGACGGGUGCUAUCAAGGUACAGAUCCAAAGUCUGGAUUAG